UUGCAAGUGGAUCGUGCCGGCGAUCCACGGGGAUCCUGAGAGUGGGUUGGUCAGUAAUCCAAGUAAAUGCCAGUGCGUCAGCCAAUCCGGCCGUGGACACGCGUCAAGGAAGCCGCAACUAAGUUGUGCCGUUCAAUUGCGCCCACUACCGCUAUGUGCAAUCCAUGAUAGUGCUCCGCAGUGCUAUCUAUGACUGGCUGCAUAUAAAACCUCGAGUGCUUAGAGCCAAGACCGGUCCCACGCUAUCGCUGUUUCACUACGAUUCGUACCAUGGGCCAGAUACCAUCCAUCCUCAGCGAAUUAGCCCCUCCAAAACCAAAGUUCACUGCAGAAAAUGUUCCCGACAUGACUGGUAAAGUCGUCCUCGUCACGGGGGCAAAUGCUGGAAUCGGAAAGGAAACUGCUAGGGUGCUCCUUACCAAGAAUGCCAAAGUCUGGAUUGGCUGCCGCGAUGUCGGCAAAGGGGAGGCCGCUAUCAAGGAUCUCAAAGAUCGCACAGGUCGGGAAGCUCACCUACUGAAGCUAAACCUCGCCAAUCUGCGGUCUAUCAAAGAGUCUGCGGAAUCUUUGCUGAGCAAAGAAACGCAGCUCCACGUGCUCUUCAAUAAUGCAGGUGUGAUGAAUCCUCCUGUCGAGAAACUCACAGAAGACGGAUACGAUCUUCAGUUUGGCACCAACGUGCUUGGCCACUUUUACCUCACUAACCUCCUCCUCCCCCUCUUGCUCUCUACUGCGAGGUCUUCCCCCGAUGGGACCGUACGCGUUGUGAACACGUCAUCAAACGGUCACUGGUUCUCCGGGCUUGAUUUUGACACAUUCAAAGACAGUCCAAAGCGACGGGCGAAGAACCAAGUGGCGUUAUACGGUCAGAGCAAAACCGGAAACAUCGUCUUCUCCGCUGAGUUACACCGCCGGUAUCGAGACCAGGGCAUCGUGUCUACCUCUCUCAACCCAGGUGGUAUCCGAACUGAACUUCAGCGACAUCAGGGGGGCUUCGUCCAAUGGAUCUCUUCCAUCCUUUUGUAUGACGUCUCAUACGGUGCCAUCACGCAGCUGUACGCGGGGACCUCACCGGAUGCUGUCAGCCUCGGCGGAGAGUACCUUAUUCCGUGGGCACGAAUAGGCAAACCUUGUGCUGAUACACAGGAUCCACAACUCGGGAGAGAGCUUUGGACUUACAUGGAGGAGCAGGUUGCGAACCUCUAGAGUUUGAGUAGACUUACCCUUCCGCUUUUCUAUGCUCGGGUUACUCGUAUCUAUAGGUUGAACUGCUGGCCUCCCUGAUCCAUACCACCUAAUUACUUAAUGCAUUUUCUUGAUCUGCA
Messenger RNA from Pisolithus orientalis, 1325 nucleotides. RefSeq lists its product as uncharacterized. The record is from RefSeq and is a predicted model, not a curated record. The coding region runs from base 271 to 1206 and encodes 311 amino acids. NCBI's taxonomy places the organism in Eukaryota, Fungi, Basidiomycota, Agaricomycetes, Boletales, Pisolithaceae. The transcript is spliced from 8 exons.